Messenger RNA from Fundulus heteroclitus (mummichog), 4731 nucleotides. It is a transcript of the gene mideasa, whose product is annotated as mitotic deacetylase associated SANT domain protein a. The transcript has 13 exons. Gene Ontology annotation, molecular function: transcription corepressor activity. Gene Ontology annotation, biological process: negative regulation of DNA-templated transcription; regulation of transcription by RNA polymerase II. NCBI's taxonomy places the organism in Eukaryota, Metazoa, Chordata, Actinopteri, Cyprinodontiformes, Fundulidae. Bases 825 to 3998 code for a protein of 1057 amino acids. Gene Ontology annotation, cellular component: transcription regulator complex; histone deacetylase complex. The record is from RefSeq and is a predicted model, not a curated record.
AACAGGAUGUGAGCCAAGCUGUUUUGGGGCGCGGCGGUGCGUUUACGGGCAUCGACCAUUUCUGCACGUCGUCGCAGUUACGCAGCGCUCCAAACAGCCGGGAUCAACCCUGAACAGCCCCUUUGACCCACAGCAGCAAUUUCCAAGUCGGAGAAAAAUACCGACAGCCGCCGCUGCACGGCAGCAUUUCAGCGCAGGCAGCACCCGUCUCAUGCGUGUUUCUCUCGGGUGAUGUGGUGUGUGCGUGGAGGGGGGGGGGGGAAAGUUGUGGACAUGUUUUCCUGGAAGUGCACGGUUCUGCGGAUACAGUGUGCAACAUUGUAACUACGCCGUUAAGAAGCCUCCCGCUGCCCUGCCGGGACUUUGGAGCGUCUUUCCGUGUUGCUGUCAAACCGCCUGAUCGCCAUAUUGUGCGAAGCGAAACUCGAUGGAAACUUGUCAGAGUUGUGACAUUCGCUGCGCACAAUCCCUCCAUGGAGCUGCGCGCAGUCGACUUUGAUCGAAACCAAAGGGACUCCAUGGAGCUGAUCGGGGGGUCGCCUGUGCACCAUUGAUCAGGUCUAGCUCCCUGAAGAUGUUGAGAAGAUUGGACAGCAGACCUCAGAUUUAAUUGCUGAAAGACGGCCGCAUGUUCCCCACCCUGCACUUUCCUUUGGGAUUUUAUGUUUCCUCCCAGAUACCUCUGUAUACACAAUUAAAGAAUUUCACGGCCGCCGGGAGCGGUAGCACACUAAAGUGGCCUGAACCAAGUUUUUGCACGCUCACAGAUUCAGGGGAAAAAAAAAAAACAACCAAAAAACAUUUUCCAAUCUUAGGAGACUGCUAUGAGUCUUCCUUCUCAGGUUAACACUGACAAGAGCAAGCAUCGGACUCCAGCCAUGAAAGAAGGAGUGCAGCACACGGGGGAGGUUUAUUAUGGUAUGGGACCUCCCGCUUUAAAGGCGAGCCACGGUGAAUCUGCGAGCAGCUCCGCCGUUUAUAACCCAGAGAAAGGCCACCAAAGCCUGCCGCACUAUCAGCAGCCUUCUUCUGUAAAAUGGAUGCAGGACUCCAUACAGGCCCCCGGGUGGACCCAGGAAGCUCCCGUGGCGGCCUGGGGCCAGAACUUUGGCACGUAUCAGAUGCCCUUCCAUAAAGGGGUCCACGAAGGUGUAGCGAUGCCGAUGGGAGCGGAGACCCAGCUGUCGGCGCCUGUGGAAGUUUACAGAGAUGCCUCCCAAGCUCAAACUCAGGGACGGGGCCACGAGUGGGAGCAGCACGCCGCUGUGAUGCAUCAGGCCCAGCUACAAGCCUAUCAGCAUGGCCACAAAGGUGUGGAUCUCCAGGCCCAACCCCACGUGCCUGGCCACACCAUGCAGGGCCCCAUUCUGCAGCCCUUCCAGGCCUCGUUCAGACCCAACAAGCAGCAGUUCUCGUCAGGUUAUUAUCCCGUUUUCCCGGCGAACAAAGGCAUGAUCUACGGGGAGCAGUCCAAAACCCAGCAGCAGCUUCUGCAUCAGAUGCAGCAGCAGCAAAUGCACCAUCACCACCAUCAACAGCAGCAGCAGCAGCACAUGCACCAGCAGCAGCAGCAUCAUCAUCAGCUGCAGCAACUGCAGCAACAGCAGCAGCAGCAGCAGCAAAUGCAGCAGCAGCAGAUCCAGCAGCAACAGCUGCAGCAGCAAAUCCAGCAACAGUAUCACCAGCAGCAGCUGCAGGAGCAGCAGCAGCUUCAGCAGAUGCAGCAGAUGCAGCAACAGAACGUCCCACAGCCAGAAACGACGCCGCCUCAGGUUCAACCAAAUCUGCAGCAGCAGACCCCAAACUUUGGAGCUUAUCCGCUCCCCGAGCCUCUUCCGCCUGACUCCGGGGCUAAAAAAGAGGACACGCAACCAAUGGAGCCGCAGCCAGAGGCCCAAGCUCGCGACGCAUCAGCAUUACCCGACGCGUGCGCUGAAAAGGUUGCUGCCACGGAUCCCUUAGAUUCUGCCGACUCAGCACCCGCGGCCCCUCGGCGCUCGCGCCGCCUCUCCAGAGAGGGACAGUCCCCGCUGGGUCCCCCUCCCGCAAACAUGUGGUCCCAAGUCUCCAAAGAGCCGGCGGCGCCGCCCCAGAACGGAGUGGCAGGCGUCACAGCUGCGAAGGGAGCGGAAGGCCAAGCAGCGACAGGAGGGGUCAUACAGACCGCCCGCAGGAGGAGGAGGGCCUCCAAAGAGAUCAACCUGGAGACUCUUGCUCAGAAGGCUUCGGAAAUGGAGUCCCUGCCCGCCAAAGCUGCCAAGGAGGACGCCCCCGCCACCAUAGUGCCCCUGGUGAUCCCGGUGUCCGUGCCCGUGCACAAGAACCAGGCAGAGGUUCAGGGCGGCUGGGCUCAGGGCCGCGUUACGCAGGGAGACCGCGCCGCGGGCCAGGCGGAUCGCAAGCCCUCCGUGAUUGUGGCUCGGCGCCGUUCCCUCAGAAACUCGGUGACCGAGAGCUUUGGCCAGGACGGGGAGAGCGAUUCGGGAAUGGAAGAAGACGGGAAGCCCAAGUCCAAGCGCCGGACUCGUCCCGAGCCCCUCAUCAUCCCUCCCCCCAAGCCCUCCACUUUCAUCCCCCCGUCGGUGUACUCCAGCAUCACCCCAUACCAGAGCAACCUGCGCUCCCCGGUCCGCCUGCCGGACCUGCACGCCCUGCCGCCGUACACCCCACCUCCCAUCCUGUCGCCCGUCCGCGGAGGAACCGGGCUCUACUUCUCCGCCUUCCUCACCAACAUCGCCGUGAGCAACCAGAUCCUGCCGCCUCCGGCUACUCCCAAGUCUGCAGCGCGUAGCCUGCUGCGUUCCACGAGUUCAGACAUCACACCUCCGGUCUUGCCGUUGAUCACCGAUGCCACGCCUGUGUGCCUUGAACCCCGUAUCAAUAUCGGCCCGCAGUACCAAGCGGAAAUACCCGAUUUGCAAGACCAGCUCUCCUCCCAGUCGGACCAGCAUAAGGCUGACUUGGUCUGGCUUCCUUUGAAUAACGGCGACCGAAAACAAGGCGAUGAGGAGACCAUGGAGCAUUUCAUGAGCCUGGCUUGUUCGAGCGUUUUUAGAGGAGGAGGAACCAAUCAGGAGCUGGUUUUACACAGUUUACACGAAUGCGGAGGCAAAAUCCUUGAAACACUGGAGCGUCUGAUGCUUCAAGACCCAGUUUUCCCCAGGGGCCAUCACCUGGCAGGUUAUCACUACUCAGGCUCUGACAGCUGGACGGCGGAGGAGAAGUGUUACUUCAACAAAGGGAUCUCUCUCUACAGGAAGGACUUCUUCCUGGUGCAGAAACUGGUGCGGACUAAGACCGUGGCUCAGUGCGUGGAGUUCUACUAUACGUAUAAGAAGCAGGUGAAGGUCGGUCGAAAUGGUAUCUUAACCUACGGCCCCCCAGAGUCACCCGUGGACAAGCACUCUGAGGCUGUGGUGGACAUUAAGAGCUCACAUCACCCAAAAUUAGCUCAAGGAGAGGCGGAAGAAGAAGAAAAAAAAGAAGCUUCUUCAUAUGACGACCACGAAAGCAAGCAGCAGGCGAGGGUGGCUCAGUCACUACAGGCUCAUGACUAUGUAACAGGGACGGUUCUGGUCAUCAAAGAGCCCGAUCCUGUCAGGAAGGAGGCUCAUCACUCAUCGGUGCCUCACAGGCCUCGGGCCGAAGCCGCCGCCAAGAAAGCCAAGGCUCCGCCGAAGCCCCCGCAGGACCCCAAUGAAGUGUUUCCGUGCAAGAAAUGUGGCAGGGUGUUUCAUAAAGUGAAGAGUCGGAGUGCCCACAUGAAAAGCCACGCUGAGCAGGAGAAGAAGGCUGCAGCUCUGCGGCUGAAAGAGGAGGAGGAGAAAGCAGCAGCUCAGGCUCGAGCCAGGAAGGUGGCGGCGGCUGCGGCCGCAGCAGCCGAAGCGGCGGCUCACCAGGGAGGAGACGGGGACACAGCGGCAGAGCAGGGGGAGGAGGUCAGCAGCCAGGAGGACUCAUCCGAAAGGGAGGACGACGACGAUGAAGACUGGCACUGAGUCUGAACAAAACAGGGCAAAGAACCUCAUGAGCAGGGGGUGGAAUAUUAUGCAACCAGCCUGCAGAGAUGAACAAAGAAAUGGAUAAAAGGGUAAAAAAAAAAAAAAGGGCCGCCUGUAAGGGGCAGAAUAAGCACAAAGGAGAUGGUUUUCGUGUCUUCCUGUUAAUCCUUUCACUGUUUUUAUUUUGUUUUUGUUUGUUUUUUGUACCGAAACUGUCUCUGGGCGUUUUUUCCGCUUCACACCGUCACACUCCACAUGCUCAAAAAUGUACCGUUUAAAUACGCAGAGGUUAUUGUUUCCUUUUGUAAAAUGCACGCACACAGUGCCUGCGCUUUUGCCAAUAUUGCCUUUUAUAUCUUUUAUUUAAUUGCAAAUACAUGAGAUUAUUUUACAUUUUCAUCGUAUGAACAAGACCAUGUGGAAACGAGAUCAGUUAAAUCUGUCCUUUAUUAGCCGAAGCCCUUUAGACAAAACUUCAAAGGGCUUGAAUGUAAAAACCGAAAUGGGCUCAAUUUAAAAGAAAAAAAAAAGAAUUCCAGGUUAUGUUUGUUCUACGCUUUAUUUUUAAAAUUUCUAUUAAUAGACCUUUUUGAAAUGAAAAUGUACAAAAAACUAAAUAUUUAUGAUACAGCAUUUGCAAUGAUCUUGGUAAUAUAAAAAUAAUCAUGUUGGCUUUAAUAUGGUAAAUUGAAAAAUAUAUAUUAAAAACUUUAUUGUUCUGAGGAGGGAA